Molecule: messenger RNA, 1170 nt
Organism: Aspergillus fumigatus Af293
Lineage: Eukaryota; Fungi; Ascomycota; Eurotiomycetes; Eurotiales; Aspergillaceae
Source: RefSeq, a predicted model, not a curated record
AUGCAUCAUACAUCAUUUUCUGCAAAAUCUAGUACGGCUGAAACGGAUGAUGUUUUACCCUGGCAAGACAAAUAUCGUCCAGCUACUCUUAAACAAGUUGUUGGGCAAGAUGAGACACUCAGCGUAUUAAAGAGCUUCAUGAUACAUAGAAAAUUUCCACACCUACUUUUCCAUGGACCUCCUGGGACAGGGAAAACAUCCACAAUUCUUGCUCUGGCGCGUCAGCUAUAUGGCGAUGCUGACAUGAGCCAGAUGGUCCUUGAAUUGAAUGCUAGUGAUGACAGGAGUGUGCAUGACGUCCAGAUACGGAUCAAAGCAUUUGCAAGCACAAGGCCCAUUUUCAAAGUUCCUUUACGGGAGAGUCCUUAUAACAUGUUUAAACUUGUUAUACUUGAUGAAGCUGACACAAUGGACCACACUGCACAAAUGGCCCUUCGUCGGAUCAUUGAAGAUUAUGCAGCCUUCACUCGUUUCUGCAUUAUCACCAAUAAUAUUCAUAAACUAUUACCAGCCUUGAUCUCACGGUGCGCACGGCUCCGGUUUCCACCUCUGCGACCUUCUGCGAUACGAACUUUGUUAUUGCAGGUCGCCACAACAGAAAAUAUUCAAGUCAGACCAGAGGCGUUAGAAUAUCUAUCUACUACCAGCCACGGUGACAUGAGGCAGGCUUUGGCCGUUUUACAAGAAUGCCAUCUAAAUAGUACGUUUUGGUCGGAUGAUGAACCUACCACGACUAUAUCUCGGAUAAAAUUUCUAAUGAUGGCUUCAGAAACCUCUCAACAGGCAUCGACAUCAAAUCUCCCUGCCCAGGGAGUGAUUACUGUGGAGACCAUUCAAGAGUAUACUCACACCCCUCUAUCUUCUGAUAUAUCGGUUAUCAUUGAGGGGGCAAAGGGUGACAAUUACAAUCGCUGCAUCAUCUCCAUCAAUCAGAUAAAGAGUGAGACGGGUCUUAUUCUUGCUGAUCUCUUAACUGCGAUCUCUGCUAGACUGCAGCACGCACAGGUGCCGGCCCCUGUCAAGAUUACAUGGCUGGACGCUCUUUCUGAAAUAGAGGCUAACCUAGCUUGUGGAGGCUCAGAAGAAAUUCAGAGUGCGGCACUGGUAGGAGCCAUGAAAAAGGGAUGGUCGUUAAUGGAACCCCAAGGGCCAUGUUCAGAGGAUUCUUGA